Molecule: messenger RNA, 303 nt
Organism: Lactuca virosa
Lineage: Eukaryota; Viridiplantae; Streptophyta; Magnoliopsida; Asterales; Asteraceae
Source: the annotation of a GenBank genome assembly
AUGGGCAUACACAGAUUUCCAAAAAUCUUGCGUGGCAAGCUGGGAAUGGCAAGAUAUCAUUCAACCUCAGCAACCAUUGAUGUACCAAAAGGUUGUCUCACAGUAUAUGUUGGUGAAGGCACAAACAAGAGAUUUAUAAUUCCCAUAACAUAUCUAGAACAUCCUUCGUUUCAGACCUUGCUGAAGCUAUCGGAAGAAGAGUUUGGCUAUGAUCAUCCUAUGGGAGGUCUAACGCUCCCAUGCAAAGAAGAAGCCUUCAUUGAACUCACACAAGAUAUAGCAGAAUUUGUUGAAAGAAGAUGA